CCGUGCUUGGGGAGCUUCACGCCUAUCCCGCAUACAAUCCACCACCCCCAUCUAUCCACCCCAUCACUCCUACCACAAACUAGAGUCGCAUCAAGAAUAAUUUGUCAAUUCCUUGGUCGCGCUCAUGGCUCCCCUGACCAGGGUGUCGGGCUCGGGCGCCCCGACCGGGUUUACCUCCGUCAAUCCCCAUCAACAUGCGCCCGAUGAUACGGACGUCAUCGAGAUUAUUGAUGACGACGACGAGCCUAUGGAUGAGGGCGAGGAUCUCGAAUCCAAUGACAAUGAAGAGGAUAUGGAGCAAGCCGAAGAGGAAGAGGAAGAGGAAGAGGACGACGGAGAAGAAGAAGAAGAAGAAGAAGAAGAAGAGGAGGAGGAAGAAGAUUACGAUGAUGGAGAAGACGGGUCAGAGAACAACUCCGCCGAGGAUUCGAAUAGCAGUGAAUCGCCUUUGGAACUCAGCCCCCCUCCCACCGCGCAGUCCGGGAUAGACAUGAUGCCUGUCGAUGGGCAAGUGGAUGGCCGCGCGUUGAACGGGAGUGCUGAUGCUGCUACACCGGAACUAUUCACCUCAGCAGGUGCAAAGAAAGCUAUGGGUUCUCUUCGCCAUACUGCGGACCGUGUGACGCGUCAGAUCGAGGACUUCGCAGAGAGGCUGGAUCGCUUCAAACGGCGGGGAAGCCGGGCGGAUGAACUCGAUGACUACAAGGCUGCCUACCAGCUGGUGAGAAGCUACCAACAGCUCGCGCACGAAGAGCACCAAGCGAUUGAAAAAGAAGCCACCUUGAAGCGCGCAAAGCUGGGGUUUGGCGCCAACCGGGUCGACGGAAAGAAGGAUCCCAAGACAGAAGAAGACUUGGCGCGAAUGAAACUCGAGGAAAACACCUGGCAACUAUUCUGCAACCUCAUCACUGUUGCCACCCCAAUCCGUGUCGCCAAAUCGAAAGAGAGACAGGCAACUGCCUUCCAGAACCUGCACCGCUACUCAACAGACCGUGAAGUUUGGGAACAGUUCCUCGACUCGGACGCAUACGCGGUAGAAUGCGUGGUGAUUCUGAAAUGGCUCGAGUACACCGCCAAGCAUUCAUCUUCCCCCAAGGAUAUCGACAAUCUGAUCGCGAAGCUGGAAACGCAAGCCGAGAGAGGCCAGGGAUCUUGGUCUUUCGGCUGGCUUUACACCAAGGAGACGAUCAAGGGACACAAGCGAUUACGAGCCUGGCCUCAGCCCCUGGAGCCUAACGACGCUGGAAUCACCGCUUCGCUGUUGAAGUCAGAUGACUCAGAACCCUUGGUCACGCAGUUGGAUCCCGAUGCGGUCACACGACAGAAGCAGAAUCUCCAGAAACAGGACCAAUACUAUGAACGUGCCACCUGGAUGACAUGUUGGAAGAUGCUUAGAGAGGGCGAGAACUGGUCGAAGAUCCGGGACUGGGCCGCAGAAAGGCUGGAGCCCUGGAGGGCCGUCAGCAUCUGCGGCUCUAGUGUUGACAUGAAGGCUCACAGGGGACGGACUCCUGUCGACGACGGGCACACACGCUUCAUGAAUUGGCGGUCUCAGGAGUCUUGGGGUGCCGCCUGCAGUGCUCUUGCGCGGAACCCAAAGAUCGAAGACUUUGAGCGAGCCGUUUAUUCGUUGCUUUGUGGCGAGACAGAAGCCGCCUUCAAGGUUUGUCAAAAUUGGGAUGAUUUCCUUUACGUUCAUUUCAACCGCGUUGUAAUCUCCCGCUAUCAAGGAUUCUGCAAACAGUUGCAACGGAAGUUGAGUCAUUCGCCCACUGCGCCAGUGGCUUUUGUUGCAGAACCCGCAGGCUAUGAUGAAGUGAAAAAGUUCAUUGAAUACACCAGAGGACAUGAACGCGUUGGCCUCGAGGCUCGUAACCCAUACCGCACUAUUCAAGCAGCCAUCUUGUCCCGCGGGUAUGACGAGUUCUUCUGGACACUGGCCCAUGCAGUCUCACAGGCCGCAAAUGACGCAGCGAAAGGCUCAUCUCUGGUUCCUGAAUUGUCGUUUGUGGAGGUAGAGAAGAGCCUGCUGAUUACGGCCAAUGACCGCGAUGCCUUACGGAUUGCAACUCAUCUGCUCAUUAUCACUCGGCGCCUUGGACUGGUACGAUCGGACACCAGGUACCACGAAGACACGUCUGUCAAUCUCAUUGGGUACAUCUCCAACCUUGAGGACGCUGGCGUUGUGGAACUUAUCCCUCUUUAUGCCUCGCUUCUUCCAGCUCACCUCAUGAGAAUUGCUCUGGCACGGGUUCUGAUUGAGAUCAUUGACCGAUCUAGACGGACGCGUCUGGUCGAAGUCAUGGAGAAACAUGGAAUCAAUGUCGAAGAGAUUUUGGAGACCCAAUGGGAGUAUGUAAGCCAAAGAGUGUCCGCUAUCGACCAUUCGCGGACAACGAAGCAAACCUCUAAGGUUGUGACACGACAUGAUGGCGAUCGCGAAUUGGUUAUGCCUAGGCAUGACUAUAUCGGAACCGAGAUCUCCGACAUAGAUGAACGAGUGAUUCGCAGUCUUGAAUGGCUCCGCCAUGUGGACGGACAAUGGGGCAGGAUCUGUCAGCUCGGAUCCCAGGUAUACCGGCGAUUCUAUCUAUCCGGGAAUUUGGCAGCUGCGAGGCAAUUGAGCAAGCGCAUGAAUCUUUCUGCCAUUUCGCGAGAAUCCUUUGGAUUUGAUGUGGCGGCCUAUGCGUUCGAUCUCGCAUACGGACAGGAGCCUACUGGCUCGGAGCCUUCCAGCCCCAUCAAGAGCAGACUGUUUAAUUCUCCCCACAAACGGAGUCGCUCCAAGACAAACGGCAAACCAGCUGUGGGUGACACCAACAUUUUGCUACAACAGUCGCAAGUGAUGCGUGACCUAGAAAGUUUGAUUGUCGCGUUUGAUGGGAUGGAGAAAUUCGCCCUCGCUAUGGAGAAAUAUGAUCGGACGAGACGUGGGCGGGACACCGGCGCCAUCAAAGAUCUUCGUGAACAGGUUCAAGAUGCUUUGGAUCUAGUCAGCAUACCGAUCGACCAGAUGCUCGGCGAGUGGCUCGUCGGUGCUGAGACCGCGUCCGAGCAGGAAGAGUUAGAACAAAUCCGGACCAUGUACAUUCCCGAGGUCUUCCUGGAUUAUCACAAUGCUCUUUACUUCUCUGCUCGUGUUCUCAACAGCGAGCUUCUUGUGCAGUGCAUGAACCUCGCGAUCCAGGUUUCAGAGAACGAGCUGUUGACGCGCAGCUUUGUGGCCGCGCGCCGAAUGCAAGAGCUGAUGGAUGCGUUGGCGUUGGCCAGCAAAGCCAUGGUCAACACCCGAGCGAAGCCCGGGGUGAGACUCUUGGGAGGCGAACAGUUAGGGCUCUGGAACGUGGACACGACCGAUGGGGAUGAGCUCGACAGCAGCAUGGUGCAGUGAAGUCACCCCCUAUCUUAGACGUGUAAUUACUACUCUUGUAAAAUGGCACAAGAAAUGGAACGACGGAUUGGCAUGAUGCGUGUGUAUGUACAUUAGCCUCCUCUUUGCUUUUGUGUUUUUUUUUCUCUUUUGUGGUUCUGUCCUAGCUGUCAUUCUAUGGUCACGGUGAAUAUUUGCAUGUACGCUGGAUUGGGCCGGACUGGGACAUUGAGCAAAUGGCUAGGGAAGUCAUUUUCAGGCGCAUUUGACUAGGUAGGGUUUGCAAUGCAAUACGGGUCU
Aspergillus saccharolyticus JOP 1030-1 is the source of this 3670-nucleotide messenger RNA. RefSeq names its product nucleoporin Nup84/Nup107 family protein. Gene Ontology annotation, biological process: mRNA export from nucleus; post-transcriptional tethering of RNA polymerase II gene DNA at nuclear periphery; regulation of DNA-templated transcription. The coding region runs from base 125 to 3391 and encodes 1088 amino acids. The transcript has 5 exons. Lineage: Eukaryota; Fungi; Ascomycota; Eurotiomycetes; Eurotiales; Aspergillaceae. Gene Ontology annotation, molecular function: structural constituent of nuclear pore. Gene Ontology annotation, cellular component: nuclear pore; nuclear pore outer ring. The record is from RefSeq and is a predicted model, not a curated record.